Molecule: messenger RNA, 1885 nt
Organism: Rubroshorea leprosula
Lineage: Eukaryota; Viridiplantae; Streptophyta; Magnoliopsida; Malvales; Dipterocarpaceae
Source: the annotation of a GenBank genome assembly
AGUUUUCAGCCAAACUCCAUUUUUUUAGACUCCCGCCGCCACUAAAAGAAUGGGCUGCUCCGCCUUCUUCACCGUCCCCGGCACCUCCGUCAAUCCGAGGUCCCGCUUCUCCACAUUCGUCGUCAGAUCAUCCGCCUCUGAUCUUCCCCACACUUCGGCAUCGCCGCCGCAGCCCGUCAAGCAGUACCACAACAUCCGCGAAGAAGCCCGUCUUCACAACAACUCAAUCGCUAUCUCCACCGACCACCCACGCUUCUCCGCCAAGUACGUUCCGUUCACGGCCAUCGCAGAUCCUUCGUCUUCCACGGAUGAGUCAUACUCUCUAGACGAGAUCGUAUACCGAUCCCAAUCUGGCGCCCUCCUCGAUGUCCACCAUGACAUGGAUGCUCUCAAGCACUUCGAUGGCCAAUACUGGCGUUCCCUCUUCGACUCCCGUGUUGGAAAGACCACCUGGCCCGUCGGCUCCGGCGUCUGGUCUAAGAAGGAAUGGGUCCUCCCUGAAAUCGAUGACGAUGAUAUCAUCUCUGCUUUUGAAGGUAACUCUAAUUUAUUCUGGGCUGAGAGAUACGGGAAAGAAUUUAUGGGUAUGAACGAUUUGUGGGUGAAACAUUGUGGGAACAGUCAUACGGGAAGUUUUAAGGACUUGGGCAUGACUGUUUUGGUGAGUCAGGUGAAUAGAUUGAGGAAACUGAAAAAGCCUCUUGUCGGGGUCGGUUGUGCAUCUACCGGAGACACCUCUGCAGCAUUAUCAGCUUACUGUGCGUCUGCCGGAAUUCCUUCUAUUGUUUUCCUGCCUGCUAAUAAGAUUUCUAUGGCGCAGCUUGUGCAGCCGAUUGCAAAUGGUGCUUUUGUUUUGAGCAUUGACACUGAUUUUGAUGGGUGUAUGCAGCUGAUUAGGGAAGUGACGGCUGAAUUGCCUAUUUAUUUGGCGAAUUCACUGAAUAGUUUGAGGCUGGAGGGGCAGAAAACGGCUGCUAUCGAAAUCUUGCAGCAGUUUGAUUGGGAAGUUCCGGAUUGGGUUAUUGUUCCUGGUGGAAAUCUUGGUAAUAUUUAUGCCUUUUACAAAGGAUUUCAUAUGUGUAAAGAAUUGGGGCUUGUUGAUAGGAUUCCUAGGCUAGUGUGUGCUCAAGCAGCCAAUGCUAAUCCGCUUUACUUGUAUUACAAGUCUGAAUGGAAGGAGUUUAAGCCUGUGAAAGCAAAUGCUACUUUUGCUUCUGCCAUUCAGAUUGGUGAUCCUGUUUCUAUAGACAGAGCUGUGUAUGCAUUAAAGAAUUCAAAUGGUAUUGUUGAGGAAGCUACCGAGGAGGAGUUGAUGGAUGCCAUGGCGCAAGCUGAUUCUACUGGUAUGUUCACAUGCCCUCAUACUGGUGUGGCAUUGACAGCCUUGAUUAAGCUCAGAAGAAGUGGGGUUAUUGGUCCCAUGGAUCGGACUGUGGUGGUGAGCACUGCUCAUGGGUUGAAAUUUACUCAGAGCAAGAUUGAUUAUCACUCUAAGGAUAUCAAGGAUAUGGCUUGCCGGUUUGCUAACCCUCCGGUUCAAGUGAAGGCAGAUUUUGGGUCAGUGAUGGAUGUUUUGAAGAAGUAUUUAUUGAGUAAGGCAAAUUAGGCACUAAUGAGCAUGUUAGUUUUGCUCAUGUCACCUCAUUCUAGCUUGUUUUGGGGCAUUGACAUUGUUUUUCAUUUUCCCUUUUUCCGUUCUUGGGAUGGUGAGGGUGUCCUUGGACCAAACAUUGUUACUUCAUUGUUUGGAGCAUUUCUAGUUAGUAUUUGAAGUUAUCUGAAUUGUAGCUCACGGUAGGGAAAACUAUGUAUUGAACUAUGGCAGCGCAUUGCCAAUUUUGGAUGAGCUUGUCAUUAUUUUAAUUUAAUGGCAUUUUUGUUUCUU